CAUCAAGUCUCUGUUUUUAUUUAUAAGCUCGUAGACAAAGAAAUGCAAUCGAACAUGGAUUUCUAUCCCAGCUAUUACAAGGUCGGACAAUCAUGCUGCUUCCACUUUCGAUUGUAGAAUGUCAUCUUUUGUUUGCUUCUUUGGGACUCUGCUGUAUUACCACCUAUCCCCCCCCGUUUUAUUUAUUUACUAUGCAUCGCAGCGGGUGUUAUGAUACUUCUCACGAGGAUUCCCAACAUGACCGAUUUAAAUGGCGGUAUAUCAUGGAAGUCUUAAAAAAUGGGCACUCACCGCGUCUGUCAAAGGUCUUUUCUUUUUAUUUUUCGAACCUCUAUCCUACCUUUCAAAUUGUCUUUUUUUCUUGCCUGGGACACUCAAGACUGUCGUUGAAGCAAGCGGAACAUGAAGGGUAGGUCGUCGUACUCAGGCUUUCUUUUUUUUCUUUCCUUUCUAGGUGUACUCCUGCUGCGAAAGAAAGGCGCCACAA
Messenger RNA from Radiomyces spectabilis, 487 nucleotides. RefSeq lists its product as uncharacterized. The record is from RefSeq and is a predicted model, not a curated record. The transcript has a single exon. Lineage: Eukaryota; Fungi; Mucoromycota; Mucoromycetes; Mucorales; Radiomycetaceae. The coding region runs from base 93 to 413 and encodes 106 amino acids.